AUGGCAUCAGAAGAUGACCUCAACGGCCUCGACCUCCCCGAAUUCGGCUCCCUCCCUUUCGACCUUUAUGUCAUGGAAUUUCUUGGCACAAUCCCCUUGCCAGAGGAAAUCCCCAGCAACGUCCCCCAAAACCUCUUAACUCCCAAAGAACGCGCCCAUGACGGGCAGAUCGAGCGCACGUUCUUUAUCCGGACGUGGUACGGUGAUCCUAGUGACCCAGCGAGUCAGCAGAAGGCGGAUGACGAUUAUGCGCAUUUGGUUGAGGUUAUUUCGUCCGAUUAUGGGGAUAUGGGGCUUAUGAUGGAUAAGUUCUUUAUUUUUGAUGAGAAGGAGGAGUUUUCUUCCUCUCUUCUUUCUACUCAGAGCAGAGACGUUGAAUUUUCCGACGAUGUCGCGAUUCCCAGACCUGGAUGUAUGCCCUCGUAUGUUCUGGCCGCGUUGAUGCAUUGCCCUGACCAGAUCGAAGGGAAUCGAGUUGAGAACCUUCAUGACCUUCCGCCUGCUGAAGAAGCUGAGAGACGGCAGAUGCUUCUUGUGCUUGUUGCAGAUCGCAAGGCGUGUGAAGAAGGAUGGGUUCUGCAUCUGGCGAUCAACCACAAGGGGCAGGUUCUUCCUUUCCGGAUCAGGAACGGGGCGGACUGGGUUUCGGCUAGCUACGGAAAUUGGUGUGAUGGGCAGCAAUUGACAGAGAAUACGCAGGACCCUGAGGCGGACGUGGAGAUGUAUAUGGAUCAUGGGGCUGGGGGCGGUGGAUGGGAUUGA
Aspergillus nidulans FGSC A4 is the source of this 762-nucleotide messenger RNA. RefSeq lists its product as uncharacterized. The transcript is spliced from 2 exons. The record is from RefSeq and is a predicted model, not a curated record. Lineage: Eukaryota; Fungi; Ascomycota; Eurotiomycetes; Eurotiales; Aspergillaceae. Bases 1 to 762 code for a protein of 253 amino acids.